Lactuca virosa is the source of this 3188-nucleotide messenger RNA. Lineage: Eukaryota; Viridiplantae; Streptophyta; Magnoliopsida; Asterales; Asteraceae. The record is from the annotation of a GenBank genome assembly.
GUAGAAUAGUCGAAGCAAAAGAUCGAUUCUUCCCAAAAGUUCUACUUUUGGCGCCAGAUUCCAAUUUUAACGGUCACGAUUUCAACAGUUGUGUGUGCUAGUGUGUGAGAGAGAAAAAGCAGAGAGGGGGAGAGGUGUGUCAAUGGCGGAUUCAACAAACGGUUCUUCUAGUUUUUGGACUCAGGCUAACGCUUUGUUCAGAAAGAAUUUGACCUUUCAGAGAAGGAAUAUCAGGACAAAUCUGAGGCUCAUAUUAUUCCCACUCGUCCUCUGUCUGCUACUUGUAUUACUGCAAACAAUAGUCAACACUGAAUUAGAUAAACCCUCCAACAAAUGUGGUUGCACUUGUAUUGAUCAAAAUGGGGAUGGUCAAUGCGAGAGAGUAUGCGGGAUUCAGUACUCAGAUUUGGAUCAAGUGGCUACGUGUUCCAUUCCUAGUCCACCUGAAUGGCCUCCAUUGUUACAAGUACCUGAUUCACAGUUUCGAGCAGUGAGAACUGAUUUUCUUUCAUUUGGAGACUUGCCUAAUGACUCUUGCAGAAGUACAGGUUCCUGUCCUAUCACUGUACUUAUGACUGGGAAUAACCAAUCUCUUGGAGAAAGUCUGGCUAGAAAUAUAUUCCCAAUUUCAUCCAAUUUUAACUCAUCUGAUGGCCUGGCUAAUGUCGUAUUGGGGUCAGCUUCGGAGACUCAGAUAUUCAACUUUCUUGAGCCUGCUUUCUUCUCAAGUCUUCCACUCUACCAUGUUCAAUCUCAGUGCAGAGCCAACUCCACUUUUUCUAUUUCGAUCCCACUGGCGUCCACGAUAAUGAAGAAAGAAAUUAGAUGUGUUCAAGGCCAACAUUUAUGGCGCAACAGCUCUACUGAUAUUAACAACGAAUUGUAUGCGGGAUACAGGAAGGGAAAUUCUGAAGAGAAAAUAAAUGAGAUAUUAGCAGGCUAUGAUUUCUUGAAUUCAAAUGCCAACAAUUAUAAUGUGACAGUUUGGUACAACUCUACCUACAAGAAUGAUACAGGAAAUGGUCCCAUUGGAACAGUCCGGGUUCCUCGCUCAAUAAAUUUGGUCUCAAAUGCUUUCCUACAACUUCUGCUUGGGCCUUCUACACAAAUGCUGUUUGAUUUCAUAAAAGAGACGCCGAAACCUGAAACAGAAAUCAGACUGGAUUUCUCUUCUCUCCUUGGACCAUUAUUCUUUACAUGGGUCAUUUUGCAACUAUUCCCUAUUGUACUAACAGCUUUGGUGUAUGAGAAGCAACAAAACUUAAGGAUCAUGAUGAAAAUGCAUGGGCUUGGGGAUGGUCCUUAUUGGAUGAUUUCUUAUGCAUACUUCCUUGCCAUAUCCUUGGUUUACAUGUUCUGUUUUGUGGCCUUUGGCUCAGUUGUAGGGUUAAAGUUUUUCACAUUGAAUGACUACAGCAUCCAGUUUGUGUUCUAUACCAUCUAUGUAAACUUACAAAUUUCUCUUGCAUUUCUGGUAGCUGCUCUCUUCUCCAAUGUGAAGACUGCUGCAGUUGUGGGGUACAUUACUGUCUUUGCAACCGGUCUCUUGGGAGGAUUCUUCUUCCAGUUCUUCCUUCAAGAUACAUCAUUUCCAAGAGCUUGGAUUGUUGUGAUGGAGUUAUAUCCAGGGUUUUCUCUUUAUGCUGGAUUAUAUGAGUUUUCACAGUAUGCUUUUACCGGAAACUAUAUGGGGACAGAUGGAAUGCGUUGGGAGGAUUUAAGUGGCAGCAAUAACGAGAUGAGUCAUGUCCUAAUAAUCAUGAUUGUGGAAUGGGUGGUGGUUUUCUUUUUGGCAUACUAUAUUGACCAGGUUGUAACAGCUGGAAGUGGGGCCCGAAAAAGUCCACUUUUUUUCUUGGAAAAGUUUAAAAAGAAGCCCUUGUCGUCCUUUAGGAAGCCCAGUUUACAAAGACAAGGUUCAAAAGUAUAUGUGCAGUUGGAGAAACCUGAUGUUGCCCAAGAGAGGGAGAGGGUUGAGCAGUUAGUAGUUGAACAAGACAGGAGCCAUGAUAUUGUCUGUGAUAACCUCAAAAAAGUGUAUCCAGGAAGGGAUGGAAACCCAGAGAAGAUUGCAGUUAGAGGGUUGUCACUUGCAUUAUCUACAGGAGAGUGCUUUGGUAUGCUUGGUCCAAAUGGUGCUGGCAAAACCUCCUUCAUUAAUAUGAUGAUUGGGCUGGUUAAGCCAAGCUCUGGCACAGCAUAUGUUCGUGGCCUGGAUAUAACAAGUGACAUGGAUGGGAUUUAUGCCAACAUGGGUGUCUGUCCUCAGCAUGACCUGCUGUGGGAAACCCUAACAGGUAGGGAGCAUCUUCUUUUCUAUGGAAGGCUUAAGAACCUUAAAGGUACCGCAUUGACACAAGCAGUUGAAGAAUCUCUAAGAAGUGUGAAUCUAUUUAAUGGUGGGGUUGCAGACAAGCAAUCUGGGAAGUACAGUGGAGGCAUGAAGAGGAGGCUGAGUGUUGCCAUUUCAUUGAUUGGAGAUCCAAAGGUGGUGUACAUGGAUGAGCCCAGUACCGGACUCGACCCAGCUUCAAGAAACAAUCUAUGGAAUGUGGUGAAACGGGCUAAACAGAAUCGUGCAAUUAUCCUCACCACACAUUCUAUGGAGGAAGCAGAGCAUCUAUGUGAUCGGUUAGGGAUUUUUGUAGAUGGAAGCUUGCAGUGUGUCGGAAACCCUAAAGAGCUGAAGGGUAGAUACGGAGGUUCAUAUGUGUUCACAAUGACAACAUCCUCAAAUCACGAGGCGGAUGUAGAAAACCUGGUAAAAGGUCUCUCGCCAGAUGCAAAAAAGAUAUAUGAAAUAUCAGGGACACAAAAGUUUGAAUUGCCAAAAGAAGGCAUCAAAAUAGCAGAUGUUUUUCGUGCUGUUGAGAAUGCUAAAAGUAGGUUUGAUGUUCAGGCAUGGGGGCUUGCAGACACAACUCUUGAAGAUGUUUUCAUUAAAGUUGCUCGAGAGGCUCAACCAUUCCAUGUUCUCUCAUGAUUAAAUCUUCAUUUUCUUGUUAGUUAAAACGUUAUCUCUAUACAAGAAUUUUAGUUUCUACUGAUUUUUUAGUUUGCAUCAAAUUUAUACUUGCCAAAAUGUGCCACAGGUGGUAUAUUGUAUAGUAUUUUCAUAUUUUGUAUCUCAAAACUUACAAGUUUUUGUAUGUAUGAUAUAAUAUUAAGCUUGUACUUUUGUAACUUGG